AUGCUGAAAAUGCGAUAUGGCGAUCGCCGAGCGGAGGCACAUGGUGCUUUAAAGGCGAAGGCGAUGAUCUGUUAGUAACGUGGCACAGCAAAAGCAAAACGAUCUCUUUUGACGGUAAAGCGGCUGAUGAAAUUAAAGAACGAAUUCACGAAGCUAUAGCAACAAAUAUACAGAUUUGACAAAUGUCGAAGUCGCAAAUGUAGAAGCCACCAAUGUUGAAGCCGCAAAGGUCGAAGCUACAAAUGUCGAAGCCACAAAUGUCGAGGCUACAAACGACGAAGCCGCAGAUAUCGAAACCAGAGAUAAUACUAACGCUAUCGAAUUGGUCAACAUCAGUGAUUCUACCUUACUGCCUAAUGAUUUAUGCGGUAAGUGGUCUGAUCUAGCCGACAAGGUCGAACUCCUCGAAGAUCGAAUGAAUAAUAACUUUAUGGAUAUCGCAAAAUCAAUAAACAGUUUGAAAGCAAAGGAAGGAUUAAAUACGGAGCUCUCCCGUGAAUAUGUUGAUAGUAUUGUGCGGGAAAAUGUAAAAUUAAGACAGGAUAAUGAAAAUUUAAGGGAGCGUUCUGAAAAUCUUUCGUAUAUUAUAUCAGAUCUAAACACUAAAGCUAAAAGAUUGAAAAUGAGAAAGAAUCCCUGAUUACAGCGUUGGGAAUGUUACAAUCAGAUCUAAAUGAGAAAUAUAAAGGGGCUGAUUGGCAAACUGUCAAAGGUUCUGUUAUAAAAAACGGUAGCUAUAAACAGAUGUCCGCAUCUAGUAUAGAUGCUGAUACCAAUCCGAAUGUCGAGAUUAGCAACAGAUUUGAAAGUCUAAUUUACGAAGGCGAUGAAGAAUCUGAUGAUCAAGAAAUUCCUAACACGACAAAAACAAAAGAGAAAUUAAGCCUUCAACAAAAGGGCUUUGGUAAGAAUCAAAUGAGCGAAUCUGAUGACAAAGCUGCUCAAUCGAAUUAG
Paramuricea clavata is the source of this 954-nucleotide messenger RNA. NCBI's taxonomy places the organism in Eukaryota, Metazoa, Cnidaria, Anthozoa, Malacalcyonacea, Plexauridae. The record is from the annotation of a GenBank genome assembly.